CAUGCCUGUCUGGACCAUGGAGCUGCACUGUCUUCUUUCUGAAACUCCCACUACAACCAGCUCCAGCUCCACGGAUCCUCUGUAUGACAACUGCCCACCCUAUCCGCACAGAGGGAGGGACCGGGGCUGGGAAACGCAACUGAAGAGCACAAUUCUGUGCCCUGCUGUAACCAGAGUCCCAGCCCCUUGCACCCCUCUGCUGGGUCAGGCCCCAGCUGCAGCUGAAGUUCCCACACUAGGAGGUGGCGGAAGAAGUCCUGGCAUCUGGCCAGAUCACAGCUACUGCAGCUGGAGAGGAGGUCUGGGAAUACAGGGCUGGGAAGCAGAACUUGGUCCAGGCAUAAACAAACUCAGAGGAGGAGAGCCAGGACUAGAAGACGGAUGCAGAGAGGGUGUAGAGGACAGUGAACACAAGAUUCUCUCACGCCACAGCCCCAGCCAAUCAGAGAGUGACGAGCAGGAGAGUGUUCUGUCUCUUUACGAUAACAUCCCUGAAGACGUCACCCCUGAUAGCCUCCAAGGUGCCUUAAAUAUGGAGACGUGCUUCCAGGAGCACUUGCAGGAAGUGUGGGACCCAGAACAAAUCCAGGAUCUGAUGGAGGGUGUGAGUGGAGAUAAUAAUUCUUGGUCCUCUUGUGAGAUCAUCCUGUCUGGAAGCAACUCCAGUAAAAGAUGCAACCAGGACCAGCAUCCAGACCAAGAAAAGGAGUUUGAGAUGGAGCCAGAGCUGGACUCAGGGUCCUUUGUGUUUAAACAGAGUGACCCUAUUUUGCAUCUCCAGCUCCUGAUGUCACCUCCCCAUUCACAUCUUACAACAGAUCUGCUUCCGCAAUACCUAACUGAGCAGCAGGACUUGCGGCUACAAGAUGAAACCCAACAGCUACGUCGGACACCCAAGAUACCCCCUCCUGUACCCCUGGCUGAUCCCUCAGCCAGUGCUCUUCGCAGCCUCCUCACCAGCCUCCAGCAGCAGAUAAUCCGACAAAGGGAGGAGUACGAGGCUAAAAUACUCAGCUUGGAGCAGAGGAAUGAAGAGCUGCAAGAAGAGGUCAGCCGGUUAAGAACAAACCUCGCACAGCACCAGCAGUGGUACCAGGCAGUCCAGACCAAGAUCGUGGAGUCUGAAAGGGCCAGGGCCUUGGCAGAACUACGUAACGCAGCGCUGCAGAGGGAGAUGGAGCAGUUCUUUGAUACCUUUGGAGAACUCAACAAUGAGGCCAAGAAGACUGAAUAUAUCGUCAAGACCUUUUGAGAAAGAUUAUGUGUAUGGUGGAUGAAAUUCUGAAGCUUGUAGGGUGUAGAACAAAAAUAUAUAAAACAUGAAUUCAUUGAUGUCCAUUUUAUUAGUUGAAUAAAGGCAAAAUAUCUUGGCCAAAUGAUAGUAGUGUGGCUUUUGCAAUCACAUAGGACAUCUGAAAAAAAAUAAAAACAAAAUGUGACAUUACAGCGUAUACAAUGGAGCUUUUUAAAACACGAUUAAUACACAGGUUCUGAGCGUGAUAAUACUCAGUCCUUAUCCAAUAUGAUUUGUGGAGUGAAACAGCCACUCCUCUCGACAUUUAAGGCUUGAUUUAACAAAUAAGAUCAUAGAUUUUUUUUAAAAGGAAAACAGUGUACAAUAUAUAGUGCUUACGUUUCUGCAUGUCCAUCACACUGUGCAA
Messenger RNA from Thalassophryne amazonica, 1661 nucleotides. RefSeq lists its product as uncharacterized. Bases 2 to 1252 code for a protein of 416 amino acids. NCBI's taxonomy places the organism in Eukaryota, Metazoa, Chordata, Actinopteri, Batrachoidiformes, Batrachoididae. The transcript is spliced from 2 exons. The record is from RefSeq and is a predicted model, not a curated record.